CUGAUGACGGAUUUGCAUUCUAGUCUGCAGAAUUCCCCCAAAGCUAAUCGAUCAAUUGAGGUUAAUGGGCGGUGGAGAAGAGGAAUCAGUGGAGGCGGCGGCCGUCGCACGCAGAGAUAGGCUGAGAGCGCUUAAAGCUGCUCAGGAGCUCCUCAACACUCCCGACGAUAAUGCGGCUACAGCUAAACCUCAAAAUGUUGACAAUCAGCAACCAGUAGAGCAGCUGGAGCAAGAAAAAGAAGAUGAAGAUGCAGAUGAAGAUGAUAAAGAAGCCAAUGUCCAUAUGAAAUUCCGAAAUUACCUUCCUCAUGACAAGCAACUUCAAGAGGGUAAACUUGCCCCACCUGUAUUACCUAAGUUUGAAGACCCUGUCCUGGCAGCCCCUCCUCCAGAGGAGAAGAAAGAGGAUCCAUUUCUAAAUAUAGCACCAAAGAAACCAAAUUGGGACCUGAGGAGGGAUGUGCAAAAAAGACUUGACAAGCUUGAGAGACGGACUCAAAAGUCAAUGUUAAUACUCAUGGAACGAGAGGAAGCAAGGAGGAGAUCAGGAGAAGACACAGAAAAUGGUGGAGAAGACUGAAAAUAUCCAGAGAGUUGUAAAGUUCAAUGGGUGAAAACUCUCCUAGUAUAGGUGGAGAUGUCCUUGUUUUUAUCAUUUCUUACCUAAUUGACAAACGAGGCUCAUACUUAGCUCUUUCCAGCAUUUCGGCAUGUCUAACAAAUUAUUAUGACAUUCAUUUUCCGUAUCCAAUUCAACUAACUAUUUUCCAUGAUA
This is a messenger RNA of Sesamum indicum (sesame), 775 nucleotides long. RefSeq names its product Cwf18 pre-mRNA splicing factor. Gene Ontology annotation, cellular component: post-mRNA release spliceosomal complex; U2-type spliceosomal complex. NCBI's taxonomy places the organism in Eukaryota, Viridiplantae, Streptophyta, Magnoliopsida, Lamiales, Pedaliaceae. The record is from RefSeq and is a predicted model, not a curated record.